AUGGCCAUGGGUGAAAACUCUAAAUUUGAUCUCUAUGUAGCAUUUUUUUUUGUGAGUAUUGCUUUCACUUUGAGUGUUAAUGCUGGCCAUGGAGGAGAUGCUGAAGCAAGCAACUUUGGGGGUCCUCAUGGGUGGAGGUAUGAUAAUGGUGACAAUACUGAUGAUUGUUCUUUUGAAAGUUGGAGGAGAUGUGAGAGUUUCUUUGGAAGGGGUGCUAGAAGUUUUGGCGUGGGGAGUAAUGGAGUGAGUCAUAGUGGAGAAGGAGGGUCUAGUAAUGGUGGAGGCCAUGAAGGCAAUGGUGGUAGUGCUGCUAAAGGAAGUGGGUCAAGUCACAAUGAAGUUUAUGGAGUUGGUGGUGGUAUAAAUGUUAGUGGUGGUGUUGGGAGAGGAGGAGGUGGUGGAGGGGGAGAAGGUGGAGGCCUUGGAGUAAGUUUAGGAUAUGGAGUUGGAGUAGGUGCAGGUGUUGAUUUUGGUGGUGGUAAGGAUGGAGGGAGUGAAGGUUCUGGAGGAGGAGGUGGUGGAGGUGGUGGUGGUGAGGGUGAAGGAUCAGGUCAUGGUAAUGGAUAUGGCUCAGGUGGAGGGGUAGGAGGCGGUGGAGGGGGUGGUGGCGGUGGAGGUGGUGUUGGGGGUGAAGGAUCAGGUCAUGGUAGUGGAUACGGCUCGGGUGUAGAGAUAGGGAUAGGAGGUGUUGGAGGAGGAGGUGGUGGCGGUGGUGGAGAAGGUGGAGGCCUUGGAGGAAGUUUAGGACAUGGAGGUGGAUCUGGUGCAGGUGCUGGUUUCAGUGGUGGUAAGGAUGAAGGGAGUGGAGGUUUUGGAGGAGGAGGUGGUGGUGGUGGUGGUGGGGGUGAAGGAUCAGGUCAUGGUAAUGGAUAUGGCUCAGGUGGAGGGGUAGGAGGCGGUGGAUGGGGUGGUGGCGGUGGCGGUGGAGGUGGUGUUGGGGGUGAAGGAUUAGGUCGUGGUAAUGGAUACGGCUCGGGUGUAGGGAUAGGGAUAGGAGGUGGUGGUGGCGGUGGUGGAGAAGGUGGAGGCCUUGGAGGAAGUUUAGGACAUGGAGGUGGAUCCGGUGCAGGUGCCGGUUUCAGUGGUGGUAAGGAUGAAGGGAGUGGAGGUUUUGGAGGAGGAGGUGGUGGAGGUGGUGGUGGUGGGGGUGAAGGAUCAGGUCAUGGCAAUGGAUAUGGUUCAGGAAUAGGGAUAGGAGGCAUUGGAGGAGGUGGUGGUGGCGGUGGUAGUGGUAGUUUUGGUGGAGGGUCUGGAUAUGGUAGUGGUUUUGGUUUUGGUGUAGGUGUUGGUGGAAUUGGAGGAGGAGGUGGUGGUGGGGGUGGUGAACGAGAGGGAUAUGGACAUGGUGAGGGUGGUGGCUUUGGUGUUGAUGGGGGUGCAACAGUUGGUUCUAAUGGUGAUAGGGGUGGCAAAGGGGUAGGCACAGAACAAGGUGCUGGCAAAGGCUACAGUGGCACUAAUGGGAUGGGCAUAGGAUUCGGAAUGGGCAUUGGAUUUGGGUUUGGCAUUGGAGGAGGUGGCGGAGCUGAUGAUACCAAUGACAAUGGUAAUGGUGAUCCCUAG
Carya illinoinensis is the source of this 1563-nucleotide messenger RNA. RefSeq names its product glycine-rich cell wall structural protein 1-like. The coding region runs from base 1 to 1563 and encodes 520 amino acids. The transcript is spliced from 2 exons. NCBI's taxonomy places the organism in Eukaryota, Viridiplantae, Streptophyta, Magnoliopsida, Fagales, Juglandaceae. The record is from RefSeq and is a predicted model, not a curated record.